Messenger RNA from Aspergillus campestris IBT 28561, 1500 nucleotides. RefSeq names its product MFS transporter. The transcript has 2 exons. Gene Ontology annotation, biological process: transmembrane transport. Gene Ontology annotation, molecular function: transmembrane transporter activity. Lineage: Eukaryota; Fungi; Ascomycota; Eurotiomycetes; Eurotiales; Aspergillaceae. Bases 1 to 1500 code for a protein of 499 amino acids. The record is from RefSeq and is a predicted model, not a curated record.
AUGGCCCUGACCACCAUCUCCCUCUGGCGCAUGGUCUUCGACCAAGGCGCCGUCACCCACGACGUCCUCCACCACCAAUACCCGGGCACCGGCACAGAUGACGAUCCCUAUCAGGUUUCUUGGGUUCCUAAUGACCCACGCAACCCGCUUGAAUUCCGGACGGGACCGCGCUGGGCCAUCUGCGGCCUGGCGUCCAUCGCCACCCUGACCGUAGCGCUAGGGUCGUCGACCUACUCUGGCGGCACGGAGCAGAUCCGCGAGGAAUUCCACACCAACCAGGAGGUGACCCUGCUCGGUAUCUCGAUGUGGGUACUUGGGUUUGCCCUCGGGCCGAUGGUGUGGGCGCCACUAUCGGAGGUGUACGGACGUCGACCUAUCUCUAUACUCAGUGCGCUUGGUUUGACGAUCUUCACGACUGGCUCGGUUGGCGCGAAGAACAUCCAGACGCUCGUCAUCCUGCGCUUCUUUGCGGGCAGCCUCGGAUCGUCACCUAUGGCUGUCUCGGGGAGUAUCAUUGCCGAUACUUUUCCGCCUAUUGUUCGGGGCCUCGGAAGCAACAUCUACGCUGUCGCCGCCUUCAUCGGCCCUGCUCUGGGCCCUAUAAUUGGCAGCUAUCUCGCCUCGGCGGCCGGCUGGCGAUGGGACCAAGGUCUCCUGGCCAUCGCGGCGGGCAUCCUCCUCUUCACCAACGUUAUCUGCCUCCCUGAGACAUACGCACCUGUUCUCCUCCACGCCCGCGCAGCGCGACUCUCGGCCCUAACAGGACAACACUACACCCCUCUCUCCCCCACAAACAACAAUAACAAUACUAUAUCCCUGAAAAGCAAACUCCAAACAGCCCUCGCCCGCCCCUUCUCCCUCCUCAUCCACGAACCCAUCGUCCUCUUUCUCUCCCUCUACUCAGCCAUCAUCUACGGAAUCCUGUACCUCUUCUUCGCAGCCUACCCAAUAGUCUUCCACUCGAACUCCCUCCCAUUCCUAGCAAUCCUAAUAGGCAACAUCAUCUCCAUAGCCCUCACCAUCCCAACCUUCUACUCCUACCGUCGCAGAUCCCUCGCCUCACCUACCCCCCUCCCCCCAGAAACCCGCCUCCCCCCCUCCUUCCCAGGCUGCAUCCUCCUCCCCAUCUCCCUCUUCUGGUUCGCCUUUACAGCCAACAACACCGAAAACAACCCAAUGGUAACAGCAGCAGCAGGCCUCCCCUUCGGCUUCGCCAUCGUCUCCGUCUACAUGCCUAUCCUCUCCUACCUGAUAGAUACCUACGGCCCGCGCUACGCCGCCUCCGCAAUAGCAGUCAACGCCCUUCUGCGCUCGCUGUUCGGUGCUGUCUUUCCCCUCUUUACGCCUGUUAUGUAUGCGCGUUUGGGUGUUACAUGGGCGUCGACUGUGCCGGCGUUUCUGGCCCUCGCGUGCGUGCCUCUGCCCUUUGUGUUUUGGACAUUUGGGAAGAGGGUGAGGAGGAGGUGUCGCUUUGCGGUGGGUGGGCGUAAGUCGGGGUAG